AUGAAUGAGCUUGUGAUUCCCAAGAAAGCAACAAAGCAUCAGUUCCCAUAUGAAGAGCUUGUUCUCAAGGAGGACAACGACGGCUUUCCGAUGUGGGUGAAUUACGAUGGACUAAUCAUACUGGAGAUGUUCAGAGAGUCUUCCCGGCAAGCCUGUGACUUCCUAAUAGCCAUUGCAGAGCCCGUGAGCAGGCCACUGAAGAUACAUGAAUUUCAGAUUACGGCGUAUUCGUUAUAUGCUGCAGUAAGUGUUGGACUGACGACAGACGACAUCAUCAAGACAUUGGACCGGUUUUCAAAGAACUAUCUUCCGAGAUCUGUUAAGGUGUUUAUCACGGAAUGCACACUAAGCUAUGGGAAAGUAAAGCUUAUUCUGAAGGAAAACAGCUUUUUCCUGGAGGCGGCUAAUGAGUCUGUGUACAAAAUGCUGUCUGAAGACACUGUGAUACGAUCGCACACGGUUUGUAAGCCCAAAGAGGGAAGCGGACUAUCGAUUGAAGUAGAAGAUGUUGAGCUGGUUAAGAAAAGGUGCAUUGAAGUUGACUAUCCACUAAUUGAAGAGUACGAUUUCCGAAACGACAAGACACUUCGAAGCCUUCAGAUAGAUCUCAAGCCCACGACGAUUAUUAGAUCCUAUCAAGAAAUAUGUCUCAACAAGAUGUUUGGGAAUGGACGGGCAAGGUCGGGAAUAAUUGUACUUCCUUGUGGGUCGGGAAAGACAAUUGUGGGAAUUACGGCAAUAAGCACUAUCAAGAAGAGCUGUCUUGUGCUGUGUACAUCUGCUGUGUCUGUUGAGCAGUGGAAGCAGCAGACAUUGCAAUUCACCAACAUAUCCCCCGAGAAUGUGGGCAGGUUUACUUCCGAUCACAAGGAGUGGCCGAAGGACGAUUGUGGAAUAGUUGUUACAACAUACACGAUGCUUGCAUACACGGGAAAGCGAUCGUAUGAAGCCCAGAAGAUCAUGGACCUUAUACGGAAGACGGAAUGGGGAUUGCUUGUGCUGGAUGAGGUUCAUGUUGUUCCUGCAAUGAUGUUCAGAAGAGUAUUGUCACUGGUGGGGCAUCACUGCAAGCUUGGGCUUACUGCAACCCUUGUCCGGGAAGACGACAAGAUUGAAGAUCUUAACUUCUUGAUUGGACCUAAGCUUUAUGAGGCAGACUGGCAAGACCUUAGUGCCAAAGGGCAUAUAGCCAGGGUGUCGUGUGUGGAGGUAUGGUGCAGAAUGACUGGAGAUUUCUAUAGAGAAUAUCUUUCGCAGCCGACGCGGAGAAGAAGGCUUCUUUCGAUAAUGAACCCGACGAAGUUUCAAAUGUGUGAAUAUCUGAUCAACAAACACGAAAGUAGAGGAGACAAGAUCAUUGUAUUUUCAGACAGUGUGUAUGCACUGAAAGCGUAUGCCCUAAAGCUUGGGAAGCCGUUUAUUUAUGGGCCUACAGGGCAAACAGAGAGGAUGAGAAUUCUCAAGCAAUUUCAGACAAACCCGGUUAUCAACACGAUAUUUCUGAGCAAGGUUGGAGACACAUCUAUCGAUCUUCCAGAAGCUACAUGUUUGAUCCAAAUAAGCAGCCAUUUUGGAAGCCGUAGGCAAGAAGCGCAAAGACUUGGAAGAAUCCUCCGGGCCAAGAGGAGAAACGACCCAGACUUUAAGGUCUAUUUCUACUCUUUGGUGAGUAAGGACACGGAUGAGAUGUUCUAUUCGAACAAGAGACAACAGUUUCUGAUAGACCAGGGCUACACGUUUACGAUACUUACAGACAUACCGGAAGCUCACGAAAAUGAACACUGUGUGUACAGAACAAAAGGACAGCAGAGGGAGUUGCUGGCUGGAGUGCUUCUCGCAUCUGAAAAGGAAUUGGAGAGUGAGGAGAGUGGAGACGAGGAAGGGACUAUAUAUAGCACAGCAAGACUGAAGAGCUUUAGUGGGGGAGAUGAAAUGGCCUAUAUCGAGAAAAAGACACUAAGAUCCAAUUCGUCCGGCAAAGGUAACAAAAAGAAUAGGAAAUUGAAUCCAAAGCCUUAG
Messenger RNA from Encephalitozoon intestinalis ATCC 50506, 2019 nucleotides. RefSeq names its product DNA repair helicase Rad25. Lineage: Eukaryota; Fungi; Microsporidia; Unikaryonidae. Gene Ontology annotation, biological process: transcription initiation at RNA polymerase II promoter; nucleotide-excision repair. Gene Ontology annotation, cellular component: transcription factor TFIIH holo complex; transcription preinitiation complex; nucleotide-excision repair factor 3 complex. The record is from RefSeq and is a predicted model, not a curated record. The transcript has a single exon. Bases 1 to 2019 code for a protein of 672 amino acids. Gene Ontology annotation, molecular function: 3'-5' DNA helicase activity; hydrolase activity; ATP binding.